This is a messenger RNA of Aspergillus caelatus, 1146 nucleotides long. RefSeq lists its product as uncharacterized. The record is from RefSeq and is a predicted model, not a curated record. NCBI's taxonomy places the organism in Eukaryota, Fungi, Ascomycota, Eurotiomycetes, Eurotiales, Aspergillaceae. Bases 1 to 1146 code for a protein of 381 amino acids. The transcript has 6 exons.
AUGGAUACCAAUGCACUUAUUGAUCUCGUACACGAGGUGCAGGGCCAGCUCUGGGUUGAUAAGCUUCCCUGUAAACUUGAUGGUACCUUCCACCACGGUGCAUUCAACGCUGGCAUAAAGAUGGUCUUUAGUGACACUACGGCCUGGAUGGCGUGGGGUCCCGCUACCAGCAAUCCACUUGGCCUCGGUCCGUUUAUCAUGAUGGACUUUAUUAACGGUGUGAGCCUUAGCGAUCUUCUUCGGGAUCCCAGUACCGAUCGCCCCAGUAGAGUUAUGAGGGAGGAUAUCAGCGAUCUUAAUAUUGAAAAUAUCUAUAGACACAUUCUACAGAAUGGAGGGGAACAGCUUGUUCACCAGCCAAACUCAAUUAUUGGUGAAUACAAUGCUAAGAACAAAUACGUGGCGUUCAAGGUUCUAAAAACCUUAAUACCUGACUUGAUCAAUACAAAGUAUGAUCAUUGCAAGUUUAAAUUAAUUUAUGACGAUCUUGGCUUGGCGAAUCUAAUUGUUCGUGGCGAAGGAGAUUUUACUGUUGUUGGAGUAGUAGAUCUUGAGUGGUCAUAUAUUGGACCCGCGCAGCUGUUUGGCUCGGCACCGUGCACAUGGGACUACGAGGGCGAAGAGCCCCCCAAGAUUACUCCCCGAUACUUUAAGUACCUAGAUAUCUUCAUACAUAUUUUGGAGAAGGAAGAGACAAAGAUACCAGGCCACGAGGAGAGAGAGCUAUCUAGCCUUGUUAAGUGGUCGCAAGCCUCUGGAGCCAUAUGGCUACACAUGCUCCUCUUAUCUGGCUUCAACGACCAUCGUAGUUUUCCUUUUACUAAGCUCCAUCAACAUGUAGGGUCUAGCGAGUGGGUUAAGCAUGAGAGGGAAUUUGACCAACCAGAAUUGCUUGAGGUGUUCGCGUCGCGGAAGAUCAAUAAGUUGGAUAACUAUAAUGAAGCCUUGGAGCAAAUGGAGGAGAGAAAAGCGCUUAUAGACAGCGGUAAGAUAACGAAGGAAGAAUUCGUUGCCACCGCUCUAAUGGAACCAUGGUAUUCCCCGUCAUCUGUGUCGAAUAAUGAGAUGACGAAUGACAACGGGUUGUUCUAUACAAUAGCUACUUGGCUUACCUUGCAGGCUGCAAAGUUGAGAGGAGCUACAUAG